Girardinichthys multiradiatus is the source of this 3086-nucleotide messenger RNA. RefSeq lists its product as uncharacterized. Gene Ontology annotation, cellular component: extracellular region; membrane. The coding region runs from base 781 to 2457 and encodes 558 amino acids. The record is from RefSeq and is a predicted model, not a curated record. The transcript has 3 exons. Gene Ontology annotation, biological process: lipoprotein metabolic process; lipid transport. Lineage: Eukaryota; Metazoa; Chordata; Actinopteri; Cyprinodontiformes; Goodeidae. Gene Ontology annotation, molecular function: lipid binding.
UUGUCCUCCCUCGUUCCAGUCCGAGGAGCAGAGGUUGGCAAACUUGCUGUGCCCAGUCCAAGCACUGCAGCUGUCAUUGCAGCUACAGCUUUCGUUCGGCAGCCAGACCAGCUGUUUCUAUGUCACAGUACGAAGAAAAGGGGGCAGGCACUCUCUAAACACAAGCUGUUGCACUGGGUGGUUGAUGCUAUAGAUCUGUGGUUGCUGCUGCUCCCUCAGGUGUCCUUUGCCAUUCUACCAGAAGUGUGACUACAUCCUAGGCGGUGAUGAGGGGUGUGCUGCUGGGGGACAUCCUGGACAACUCUGCGCACAUUUCUAUCGCCUUGACGUUGGCCGUGAGUCUACCCUGCCUCAGAGGUCUUGUCUUUGGCUUCUACCUCCUGAGCGAUAGGUGGAUACCCGGUCCCUUGUGACAUUGCUGGCAUAACUCACCUACUUUGUUUACUGUCAGUGACAGUCAGAAAGGAAUGAGACAGAAUGGAAGUUAUGUUCUAACUAUAGUUCUGUGAUUUCCUGGGUGAAUUCCAGUCACAUUGUUCACUCGGAACUUCUCCUCAGUGAGAAAAUACCAGGAGACCAAACGCUGCCUCCCAGGUGCUAUUUCUAGACGCAUGACCCAGGUAGGCUAUAUGUCACGUAUGUGACUUUGUUUACAUUGAAUCUCAACCUAAGUGGAGCGCAAGGAGACGUAUCCACUAAGUUUACUGCUACUGGCGAUCAUCAAGGAAUUCACAGAACUAUAGUUACAAUGUAACGUCCGUUUUGCAUAUUUGUUUUUGCAUGCAAAAAUUUAUUGACAGUUUUCUGUCCUACAGGUGGAAACUACAGCGGGCCUUGUGUCAGUAUGUCACCAAUACUCUCACUUACAUGUCAACUGUGAAAGAUUUUUAUGAGAUGUUCUCUGAAUGGAUGGACUGCAGAGAGAUAGAGGUAGUGAAAAUGGAAAGUAUCAAAGAAAUGGCUGACAAAAUUGACCCCACUUUCACCAAGUCAGAGGGAAAAUGGGCAGCUUUUUGCAAGUUCAUGAAGAGCAACUUCCAGAUGAAGGCAGAGAGCAAACUUGCAGAACUAGAAAACGAGCUGACUAAGGUGUUGGAAGAAACACUGAAAGGUCUGAAGAAACUCAGCAUCUUCUUGGAUGCAGUGGAGAAGCUGGCUGUCACUUCACUGCAUGUAUUCACUGAGAACCUAAUUUUGCAUCUACCUGAGAACAUCAGCUUUGAUGAUGUUCAAGCUGUGAUUAGCACUGCACAACAGAUCUGCCCUUUCCUCCUGGAGUUUAAAAGAGAUGCAAAGUCCUUUUUCCUUCCUAAACUUCACAAUGUGGAGGUGCUUAUAUACCAAUUGCAAAAUUACAUAGAGACCACCAACACAAUACGUGUGAUUCGUGCCGAAAGCUUCAAUUUUAACAUUUGCUUGAAAAUUGCUGAGGAAAUUGCAGUGGAUUGUGAUGAUUUGUGUGAAAAUGACAUGCCAGAGAUGAUUGAUCAUAUUAAGCAACUGGACAGAAUCAGGAUGGAUGAGCACUUUCGGAUGACGUUCCUGUUCCAAAAUGUCUCCCCAGCUCAUUUCUUCAAUACGUUUGAUGAAAAACUGCCUACAAUGCUAAAGUUUCUUGAUGAGCUGGAGCAGUGUGCUGUUAAAUCAGACAGGAUGAACAAAGGGGCAAAGAUCUCCAGUGUGACAGGCAGCUCAGUGGGAGCAGCUGGAGGUGUUCUUUCCAUUGUUGGUUUGGCAUUAAUUCCAGUUACAGCAGGAGUGUCUUUAGGGCUGACAAUUGCCGGUGUGUCGAUGGGGGUAACAAGUGGGGUCAACAGUUUGAUAACCAGCUUAACAGAGGUUGCAGUUAAUACUACUAAUCAGAAACAGGCAAAUGGAGUUUUUCAGAGUUUCAUGACGGAUUUCCAAAAGAUCCAGGAUUGUCUCAAUGAGGUGAUAAAACAACCAACAGUCAGUUUGAACCCCCGUAAGAUAGAUGUGGUGGUGGGAGUAGGCAGGAAUGCCCAAAAAGUAGGUACCAUAGGAAAGGGUAUUGAUUCCAUCAUUGAUGCUGUUUCUGCUUUUAAGGCUUUAAAAGCUGAGGAAGUGGUUGCAAGUGCAGGCAAAGCUGUACUACAAGAUGGAAAAGCUUUACGUAACGCAGCUACGGUGGCCUCAGAUGUUCCUGAUAUUGGCCAGGCAGCACUUAAAGGGCCUCUGGCUCUCACCAAGGGGGCUAGAGGUGGUUUCAUUGCACUUAAUGCCCUCUUCAUUGGCAUGGAUAUCUUCUUUAUUGCCAAAGACAGCAUGAGUUUGGCCAAAGGCAGUGAGACUAAAGUCUCAAAGUUCCUCAGAGACAGAGUUGCAUUAUUCGGCUCACAGAUAGAGUCAUGGGAGAAGAUUAGCAGCUCUUUGUGUCAAAGCAAACUGACUGAAGAAGAAAACAGAAAUAUCCUCAAAAAGCCCUUUUAUCCAUAGCAACUGUUAAAGAGAAUAAAAGUGGAAGAUUAGUCCAGUAGACAAUGAAAAACAGGAAAUCUGCCAUAAUUACACUCACUGAAAGACUUUUUUUUCCUAACUGAAAUACAUUAGUACACAAAAUUAAUCAGUUUGAAAUUAUUUUUAGCAUGAUUCAAUGUGUGACUUCUUGUAUUAAUAUGUGUUAAUUGAUUAAUGAUUUAAUGAUGUAACUGUAAGGGGUCAAAUGUUUUUAAGAAUCUGCUGGUUUGCUGUAAAUAUGAGACUGUUUAAAAUAAUCUGAACAUGUAUUUCCAGAUGUGCAUCCUCAAAGAAUUUGAUUAACUUUUAUAUUUUAUGUCUUAUUUUAUAAUUUUGUAAUUUUUUUUCUUGUUUUUGUUUUCACUGUCUGGAACAUUUUACAGUUUUUGGUGUUUUUAAGUUGCUUUGCACACAGCUUUGGCUGUGUUUACACAAAUGGCAAAAAAAACCUGGCAAGGUUGUGUGGCAAAGGCUUUAUGCUUUUCCUCGGGAUGUUUUUGUUCAAGUCUUUCAUAUAACUUUUAAACCAAAUAGAGAAAUCUGUGUCUCUUCUGCAUUCUUACGCCAUUGUAAAGCACAUUUUAAAUUACAGUACAAUUGCAAUUUGA